GAAAAAGAGCUACGCUGUGAAGAUGAAAAGGAAGUUUUUGUUGCAAAACAGAAAAUUGAAAAAUAUUUUAAAGCCUACGGCAAAUAUGAGAAGGAUGGGGCAAAAUUCCAGCUUGGCUUUGCAAAUAGUAUAAUGCUCACUAUAUCGGAGAGCGAAUGCCGACAUCCCAGGAUUUAUUGCCAAAUUAUUACAGAUGUAUUUGGCAAUGCAUUAAAGCCAGAAUGUGCUCCAAAGUAUUGGAUCAACUAUGUGAAUAACCUUACCAAUUUUCAUUACCAUCUUGUGUCAAAGAAACAAUAUGCAAUGGCAUCACAAAUAUACCACUAUAUAUGCGAAUUCCCUAAUUCGAAACUACAAAAUGACAAUGUUUGUAUGACUAUCGUUUACCUCUAUUGUACACAUCUGCAUUCACUUACUAAACGACCGGAGGCUCUUGGCGAACUUAUUAACGUAGUGGAAAAUCUGAAGAAUAUUUUUGAAGAAAUGUUGGAAAGAAACAAGACACAUAAUUUUCAAUACAAGGAUGUAUUGCGGAAAACAAUGAUGUACCUAUUUCCAAAUUCUACUUUGGCCAGACUCAACCAAUUAUUUAGCAAUUUGUCUAGAUGCAAAGUUGCUGAUAUGUUAAUAGCACUGUUUAAAUUGAAUGCAAAACAGAGAUUGCCAUUGCCACCAAUGGAAGAAAUUCGCGAGCACUGCCAAUACGUUAUUGAAACCUUGAGCAAAUUUUUUUUGUUCGACGUUGUAGAUAGCUUUCAGUCACAGCUUAGUUUAUACCUUCUGGAAUGUUCCUGCCAGGACAUCCGUUUACAAACGCAAAAAUCAAUAGCAGAAAUCUUUUUGCAACUCUAUGAAUAUUUGAAGCUUGUAUGUGCGAAAAAACCUAUUGAAGGUUUCGAAGCUGCCGUCACAAAGUGUUGUAACCGAUUUAAGGAAUUGUUUGAGAUGCAUUCCAAAAAUUUAAUGGAUCAUUCGUGGUUCAAGGACGUUCUGGUCUUUCUGAGCACCAUUCACACGCAAAUGCAAAAUACUGCUGUCUUUGCCAAUUUUUGGCGGCAAAUGACAAUGAUUUCGUCUUACAGUGCUCUACUUAAUUUGUUGCUGGAUAGUAUGAAGUUGGCUCCGUGCAUUUCGUCUGAAACCAAGUUAAACACAAUAACCUGUUGCCAAAGUCUUCGAAAACAUGUCAUUAUAAACUUUGCUAACACAGCACUGUCAACAUUUGUUUUGUAUUGUCAAAAUGUUAAGGACGAACCGACUGAAGAGCUUGUACAAAACGAUUUGGUUUUAAUUGAUAAACAGCAAGCUACAGACGGAUACAGCGUAUUGCUACAAAGCCCCUUACUAUUAAUAACUAGUCAUGCCUUCAAAGUAAUUGAUAAAAUGGAUUGCCUUAGUGAGACAUCACAGGAAAUUCAAACCCUUCUCUACCGUUUUAAGCAAGCUUCUGUUAGCGCUUGUACCGGAAAUCAAGCAAACACAUGUAUCAAGAUAUACGAAAAAUUUUUAAAAAUUAAAAAUAAAUUACCAGAAUCGGAGUGGCCUCUCCUUUUAAAGCGUCUAUACAAAGCAGUGGCUAAGUGUAUGGUAAAAAACCCCCAAAUAAUACGUGAAACACAAAUGUGCUAUAUAGCCUCACUCCUGCAAUUGCCAUCCGAAAUAGAUUUUUGCCAAAUUCGUGGUCAAAUCACCUUAUACUACAGGGAUUCGUUCACAGAGGAACAAAAGCAAAACGAAAACGGAGAAGGUCAAAUUUGUUCGACGGUGCCGCCGCAUGAACACUGUUUGGUUCACAUGUUGCAACAUAGCACAAAUACGUUGAGGCCUCAUUUGAAGGUAGCGCGUAAAAGACUUUUACACUGGUUUGAAGUGCAACACAUUGUGAAAUAUUAUAAGACUAACACAAACUUGAUGAAAUCGGUAAUAUUGUGCAGCCAAUCGUUUUAUGAUUUAGUAAUAACGACCCGAGCUACAAAGUUGCCAACGUCGGACGUGCCAAAAUUCAUUUCUAUACACAAGUAUUUGAGAGACAAGCUGGAUCUCAACCGUUUGGAACAAUUAACAUAUGGCCAUACAUGUACGAAGGUUUUACUAGAAUUCCAAAUGAGUCGAUCACAAAAGGGAUCGCUUGAAUCGCAGGAAUUUGCUGAAGAUCAACUAGAACGAUUGCUGAUGCACAAAGAAAUGGAAUCGUUGACUAUUUGCACUGAACUUCAAUAUGUAAAAUGGGCAUAUGAUGCGUAUGUGGCCUUUGAACAAUUCUUUCUUAAGUUUGAUGAGGAACAAAUAUCGAGCGAUGAGGCACUUAUUGAUUGGGAGGCAAUCAUUGAGGAUCUGGGGGCAGUGGCUCAAUUUUUGGAAAUGAGUAGUUAUACGGAAUAUGCUUCCCAUGUUUGGAUGCUGCAUUAUAAGAUAUCACAACUACUACUCGAUGACAUCUCUUCGCUAAAGGCUUUGACAUUUUUUUGUGAAAACUCUUCAUUUUAUGAAGAGAAUGAAAGGGAUAUAAAUCUGGAUAAAGAAAUUGAAUUACACCUACCCACUAUCACAAAUUCUUUGGAGAAUAUUGAAUCUUUACAUAGACGCAAGCAGAAUUUAAUAUUAUUGGUCACACUACAUGUGGGCUUCUAUUAUAUUCGUUGUUCCAAGUACACUUUUGGACAAAUGUUGCUGCAGUAUGUUGAGGAAAAACAUAAUGCCUUACCCGAUCGACUGGGAGCUUAUGAUUUAAUUACCGCUAAUUUAGAUGUGAUAAGGUAUAAGUUGUUGUGGAGGCAUUACCACCAUGCUGAAAAGGACCUUAGUAGCCAUGUUGUCAAAAAUGUGUUGCUAAAUCAAAGUCUGAUUGGAGAAAUUGAACAAAUUCUAGAGCGUAUGAAAAAAUUUGUCUGUGUUGCAAGCGAAGCACUGUCUUACCACAAACUAAUAUUCAACAUGGUUCAAGAUUUGGCUGAAUGCUCAGCAAAUAGACUAUAUGAAAAUGUUGUUAUUUCGUUGUAUGCAGCUGCAUGCAAGUGUGCCUUACUAAACAGUUUUGCUUUACGCAUGGCCCAGGUGAUGUCCACUUGGAUGCAUAUUAAUUUACAAAUGGAAUACAUUGAUAAUGCACAGACAAAACUGAAAAUUAUUGAAUACAUUAUGGGCAUAAAGAGUUUGAAAGAGUUGUGUGGGAAUUCCACACCAACAACAGCAUCAACUGCUCUUAAAUACUGCGAUAAGCCAUCUGAAAAUAUUAGCGAAGCAAUUCCUUAUAAUGCCGUGGGUAUGGAGGCUACGCGUCGACUGGUUCCAGUGCAAUUAUCUCCGAUAAAAACUGGAAAAUUACAAUUACGGCCAGACGCAGUGAAUACCAAUCUGAAGAGCUAUUUCAAAUAUAAAAUCGAUACCAAAACUCUACCAAACAAUGAGCUGCUUGGAUGGACAUAUUUUACAAUUGCAUGUUUAAAUGCUCGCCUAUACUUUUUGGUUGAAGACUAUGUUCAACUUGAGCCGUUCUAUGAAAAAGGAAGACAGUGGAUUAAAAUGCGAGAGAACAAUUUCAACAAAAUGUAUUUUAAAAACGUCGAACUUAUGGCUGUACAGCAUUUUGCAAAUUUCCUUAGAGCCAGUCGUCAGCAGAAGGCAGCGAUUGAAUGUCUCGAGUAUGGUGUAGAUCUUUGUGGGACUAAAAAGUUUGAUAUAGAUGUAGUUUUUCGCAUCAACUUUAGAUUGCAAAUGUUUGAGGCGCAACGGGAGUUGGACAGAACGAAGGAAACCAAACUCCCUUGUGACAUGUUCGAAAAAGCGUGGAAAUAUAAUAUGACUCCGGAAAAACUAAUAUACAAUCGUGAAAAAGUUAAAAGUUCUUUGAAAGAUCAAAUGAUGCAGCUAGCUAUGACCUCACAUAAGAAAAAUACUGCAGUCAGUGGAAGUUUAUCCACAAGAAAGAAUAAAACGCAAACAAGUAGAAGUAGCAGCUCCAGUCCCGAGGUAAAGGACCAACUAAACGAAAGACUUAAUUUUAGGAUAUGCGAAGAUAGCAUAGAAAUUAUAGACUCGGAUAGUGAAAGCGGGAAGUAUAAAAGCAAGGAGCAUUACACUCCGAAAAUUCCUAGAAAAACAUCGAAAACGUCUUCGACUAAAAAAUUGUCUAAACAAAUGAAUGCUCAACGCUAUGAAAACCAACUCUCAGAUUCGAAAGGUUUGCAAGAAUCUACUGUUUUUCCUACAGCACCUCUUAAAUCAAGCUCAAUAAGGGGGGCAGCCGUCUCAUCAUCUGCCGCGGUAGAAAAUUUUAAAGCUAAAGAAAAUAUACCCCAUAAUGAUGUGGACCUUUUAGUAAGAAUGAAAAACUUGGAACUAUCGGAUAAGCCAAAACAGAAAAAAGGUAAAAUAGUUUUAAGCAAAUCACCAAUGGAUAACAAAGCCGAUACGUCGGUAAUCAUGAUUGAAGAUUCACCAAUUAUAAGACCUGUGGAAAUGUCUGCAUCAAAACCCCGUGGUCGACCCAGGAAAAAUAAAUCGGUUGUCACUGAAGUUGUGAAGAUUGUCGAAUCAACGGCACGACCCACACGUAGACGUCGAAAUUUAGUUAAUGAAAAUCUUGAACUAAAUUGUUGCCCUUCUUCGAAUGAAGUCUUAAUUACGUCGAGCAGCAGUAGCACAUCCACGCCAAAAAUAACAUCAUCCGCGAUAAAAACCAAAAAGCGCCAGAAGAUAUAAAAAUUUGUUUUCAAUAUAUAUAAAUAAACGCAUUAAAUUAUUUAUCCUACUAGUAUUAAAUUUCAUUUGCCAUUACUAUCGAUCAUAUUCAAGAAGAUUAUAUUAAUUUUAAAGCUUAUUUUAAUAAGCAAUAUCUAUUUCAUGCCCUAUGUUCUCAAUUUAUUGAAUUGCAGCCGCUGAGAAUCUUAUGUAUUUUAUU
Molecule: messenger RNA, 4900 nt
Organism: Stomoxys calcitrans (stable fly)
Lineage: Eukaryota; Metazoa; Arthropoda; Insecta; Diptera; Muscidae
Product: protein three rows
Exons: 6
Coding region: 133-4701 (1522 amino acids)
Source: RefSeq, a predicted model, not a curated record